AAGCAAUCUGUAAUCAGUUCACACUGUCUUUUCGACACAAAGAAUGACAGAUUAACAUUUAAUCUUUCAGAAUGAAGGUUUUGUUUGUUGUCACUUUUCUCAUUGCUCUGUGCAAUGCAGAUAAUGUGUCUGAAGAAGAGUUUCAGAAAUGGAAAAUGAAGUUUGAUAAGAGCUAUACGUCUGUAGAGGAGGAGAAUAAGCAUAAGGAAAACUGGUUUGAAAAUCUCAAACUCAUCCGAGAUCACAACAGGCUGGCGGACCAGGGCAUUAAGAGCUACAGACUUGACAUGAACUACUUUGCAGAUAUGGGUAAGCAGGAUUAUGCAGAGACUGCAUAUAAGGGCUGCCUUAUCUCUAACAGCACCAAGAAAUACAAUGGUGCAACAUUCUCUGGACAGAUAGGAGGAAGUGCUGUGCCAAAAACAGUGGACUGGAGGAAGAAGGGCUAUGUGACUCCUGUUGAAGACCAGAAGCUGUGUGGUUCUUGCUGGGCCUUUAGUGCGACUGGAGCACUGGAAGGUCAAACAUACAAGAAAACUGGGAAACUGGUGCCACUUAGCAAGCAGCAGCUGGUAGACUGCUCUACAAAAAACAGUGGCUGCAACGGUGGCUCGAGGAACUUGGCCUUUGAAUAUGUGAAAGAAAAUGGAAUAAACACAGAGGAAUCCUACCCCUAUGAAGCCAAGGAUGGAUCUUGCAGAUAUAAUCCGGACACUGUUGGAGCCACCUGCGAUGGCUAUAUGGACAUAAACAGUGGAGAUGAGAAUGCUUUGAAGGAAGCUGUGGCCACCAUCGGACCCAUUUCUGUCGCCAUAGAUUCAAGCCACAUGUCCUUCCACCUCUAUGAAUCAGGCAUAUAUGAUGAACCUUAUUGUAGCAGCUCUAAACUGAGUCAUGGUGUCCUGGUUGUUGGUUAUGGCACUGAUGAUGGAAAGGAUUACUGGCUGGUUAAGAACAGCUAUGGUCUCAAUUGGGGAGAUAAAGGCUAUAUCAAGAUGUACAGGAACAAGGACAACCAGUGUGGUAUUGCUACACGAGCCAGCUAUCCGCUGGUUUACAAUAAAACUCAGCGUAUUCAAUGUGAAGCUUGCUCUAUCAUCUUUAUCCUGGGAUGUUUAUUGUUGGGUUUCUUUUACUGAGUGAUUGGAAAGCAUUGUGGAAAUAUAAUAAUUGACACAAAUUGUCUUGGCUGUUAAUUUUUGAUCCUGCUAGGCUAAAAUAUUGAGCAUUACAUUUACAUUUCUUGCAUUUAACAGAAAAAAAACAUUUUAAUGGUCUAUUUAAAGCUGGUUGUAAUGAAACAUGAAGUUCCUUGUUAUACUACCAAAGAAACAUAUGUGAUAAGUUAAUUCAGCUUUUAUAAGGAUUUUGAUCAUUAUCUAUUUUUACAGUUUGCUAGUGUUGUGGGACUUGAGAAUACAAAGCAGUAGUCUCAGUUCUGUGAGAAACUCAGGUAAAAUUUUAAUCAGCCUCUUCAAUGUCAAUGUCAAAAUAUUCUUUUUUUCAACAAAGCCCAUAAUAUCUUUUUUAGUGUGUCUCAUAAAGAGUGUGUCUCAUGAAAUUUCAUGUCCAUUUGUAAGUACUUUGUAAUGUUACUGUUAUAUUACAAAAUAUAAAUGUUCAAAAUAAUAUAACACAAGUAUUUUCACAACUGUAUUUGGUUUCAGAAAUUUGUAUGAGAAAAAAAUUCUAGUUUUUAGUAAUUACAUUUUUAUUUACCUGCUCUGUGCUUAAAUCUAAGGAAAUGUGUUUUGCAAAUCUUUACUGUACUUUUCUGUUUCUUUGGAAAAAAAAACCCAACUUUAUCUCUUUUAAAAAUAAACAUGUCCUGCAUAUA
Messenger RNA from Tachysurus vachellii, 1837 nucleotides. Its product is annotated as procathepsin L-like. The transcript has 7 exons. The record is from RefSeq and is a predicted model, not a curated record. The coding region runs from base 72 to 1139 and encodes 355 amino acids. Gene Ontology annotation, molecular function: cysteine-type endopeptidase activity. Gene Ontology annotation, biological process: immune response. Gene Ontology annotation, cellular component: lysosome. NCBI's taxonomy places the organism in Eukaryota, Metazoa, Chordata, Actinopteri, Siluriformes, Bagridae.